CAGUAGAUGGGGGAAAAUAAGUUGGGAGUGUUGGCAGAUCAGCUGGUAACACAAAGCAUUACAAAACGGAAGUGAAGCUUUGCACAGGUUGGAAGGUAGGAGGAAACCUGACUUUGGAAUAGUAAAUGGAAAUCUGUGGAGGAAUCAAAAAGGAAUUAAGUAUAACAAAACUAAUGGGUGAUAGUGACUUUCUUGGCAUUUUGAGUGGGUUGAAGGGAUGGAAUGGCUGGGAAGUCAACAAUAAGGAAGAGGUCAAGAUACCAUAGUGUAAUUCAGAACAUACUUUACAUCUGUGUAUUAUGUAGUAAAGUUAAAAUUGGUGAAAUGCUGGCUGUCUCAUAGUUGUCACGAUGGUCAUAGGAAGGAAAGGUCUAAGUGUAUAGAUACGGUUUUGGUUGUGUUGUGGAUUUUUUUUUUUUUAAUAGCUUCUACAAGCUUCUGUGGCACUUCUGCAACAAUGAACUUGUCUGGCCAAUUUUUACGGUUUUUGGGCAGCAGUGUGUUUGUCUAAAUUGCAACCAGUGCAGCAAUUGAAAAGGAAGUAUCUUACUGCAUAAAUAGCAGUACAACAACAGGAAAGCAUUGCAGAAAUUCAGAAAGAUGUGGAAUAUCGACUGCCGUUCACUGUAAAAAACUUGACAAUUAAUAUUAAUAUCUUGCUGCCGCCUCAAUUUCCGCAGGAAAAACCAGUCAUCAGUGUUUUCCCACCUGUGAGACAUCAUUUAAUGGACAAGCAGGGUGUAUAUGUGACCUGUCCAUUAAUAAGUAAUUUUACAAUGCACUCGGACCUUGGAAAAAUUAUUCAAAGUUUAUUGGAUGAGUUUUGGAAGAAUCCACCAGUUUUGGCUCCUAGCUCAACAUCAUUUCCAUACCUUUACAGCAAACCAGCUGGAAUGCCUCCGUAUGCUCCUCAGGCGUUUCCAUUUCUUCCUCCGUAUCCACCUCAAGAAACAAAUAGAACUAUAGCCCCUGUGCCAGUUGCUGAAUCAGUUCCUUCAAGUUACGCUGCGGAUAAGCCUGCUGCUCCCUCUUAUGGCUUGAUUGCUGAUUUGCCGCUGCCUGUUCCAACAGCGGAAGCAGCACUUCAGGUUGGCCAGAAUGGAUUUACUUACAAGAUGCCUGAUGUCCCUGAUACGUUUCCAGAGCUCUCAGAACUAAGUAUAUCGCAGCUGACCAAUAUGAAUGAGCAAGAGGAAGUGUUACUGGAACAGUUUGUGAAUCUACCACAGCUGAAGCAAGUCAUUACUGAUAGAGAUGAGUUAGUGAAAAGCAUUGAAGAGCUGGCAAAAAAAAACUUAUUGUUGGAGCCUAGUUUAGAGGCAAAAAGACAGGCAGUGUUGGAUAAAUAUGAGCAACUCACACAGAUGAAAGCAGCCUUUGAGAAAAAGAUGCAAAGACAGCAUGAACUUAGUGAGAGUUGCAGUCCAAGUGCUUUGCAAGCCAGACUGAAAGUAGCUGCUCAUGAAGCUGAAGAGGAAUCUGACACUCUUGCAGAAGACUUCUUGGAAGGCAAAACAGAAAUAGAUGACUUUCUCAGUAGUUUCAUGGAAAAGAGAACACUUUGCCACUGUAGAAGAGCCAAAGAGGAAAAACUUCAACAGGCAAUAGCAAUGCACAGCCAAUUUCAUGCUCCGCUAUAGAACUCCUGCAAAAUAGACCUGCCAAGAGAAGAGUGAACAAACCCAAUAAAGCACACUUUUUAAUAACUAUUAUUUGCAGAUAAGCGUUUCAUCAUAUGUGGUUGUAUUUCUAGAGAAGAUUGUAUACAGAGCUGAGACAGUUUUUGUACAAAUAAGAAUGUCUCUUUAUAUUCUCAUUGUACACAUGAGAUCCUUCUAUUGCAAUCUUUGCACUAAUUUCUUGUAUUUAUUGUUGAUAGUUCUUGUUAUACUUGAGUUCCUGCUGCUAUACCCCAUUCUUCAGAGCUUAAAUACAAAACCAUGUAAUUUUGACUAGCUUUUUACAUUUUUAUAAAAACAUGAUUCAUAUCUUUUGUAUUAUUAACUUUAAGCAUAGGUUUGGCUUGAUCUGUGAAAGAGUUUGAGACAGCUGGUAAUAAGGCUUUGGAAACUGAAGAAGUUAAUAAUUUGAGGUUGUCAGUGAAUUCACAGGCUGUUUUUUCUUGAAGCCAAAAGUGUUUCAUAACAAUUUUUUUAAAGUAAUAAUACAAAACUAAAUAUAACCUGUAUUGUGUUUUGGAUAAGUAGAUUUGACUUAAGCAAAGUAUGUUUUGGAACAAAUUAUAUUGGAAUCAAAAUCAAAUAAAUGAUCUCCAGAUUUAGUGUUGCUCAGUAGUACUAAUGGAGUUUUGAUUUCAGGAGUGGCAUGGUACCUACCACUGUAACUAAACGCGAUUUUCAUUUAGUGAUUUCAUUUUCGUAUUUGAUUUUACUUGGAAAGAAAGAAAAAAUUCAAGUCACUUCCUAGUUUUGGUGUCUCAUGCAACAUGAAUACAUUUAUCACGUGAGGAACCCAAAAGCGCUUUACAAAAACUUGCUUCUAGAGUUCUUUGUGAAGUAGCAGUUAUUUUCUCUAAUUUUUAAGAAGUGAAACCUGUUUUGUCUAGGGUUACACAGUGUUAUAUCAAGGCCACUGAUGAAAAUUUGGAUCAGUGUGUCUUAAUCCUGUCCUUUAAUCACUGAAUGUUCUCAGGUGAGCUCAUUUUUUUUCAGGAUGGGGGAUGCAUCAGGUGAGAACGGAUAGCACAGCCAAGGACCAAGUACAGUAUUCUGUAGGGA
This is a messenger RNA of Struthio camelus australis, 2738 nucleotides long. NCBI's taxonomy places the organism in Eukaryota, Metazoa, Chordata, Aves, Struthioniformes, Struthionidae. The record is from RefSeq and is a predicted model, not a curated record.